Molecule: messenger RNA, 294 nt
Organism: Cercopithifilaria johnstoni
Lineage: Eukaryota; Metazoa; Nematoda; Chromadorea; Rhabditida; Onchocercidae
Source: the annotation of a GenBank genome assembly
AUGCAAGGCAUUGUUGCCUACUGCUACACGAUGCUGUUUCUCUAUGCAUUUCGAUUUUGCUCCAUCUGUCUUCAUGCAUCUGCAUUUAUGUGUCUGUCUGUCUUAGUGUGUGUAUGUGUGCGUAAUGCAAUAGCAUCAAUCGCAAGUGCCAUAUGUAUGCGUGCUGCUACUGCCUACCGCAGCAACCAUGGCAACCGAUGGGCUAUCUGUGAAGAGUGUAGUGACGGUAGUACCUCUUCUGCGGUUCCCGCGGUGGCUAUUGGUGCAUGUGGUGUUAUUUAUAGCUUUUCUUAA